AUGUCAAUCAAAUGCCAAAUCUGUAGUGUCGAAGACUCGAGAUACAAGUGUCCGAAAUGUGCGAUUCGAUACUGCUCGUUGGCGUGCUUUAAAAAUACAGAAAAGCAUGUCCACUAUGAGCACACAACUGAACAGAAACCGGUACCAGAGGUCGCUUUAGGAAAACAGGAAACGCCGAUGCUUAACAGUGAAGAAUUCAAUGAUGUUUAUCAGAAAAGUCCUGAGAUCCAAGAACUGCUCACUUACAAUACGGUAAAAUUCCAUCUGGCAAAAGUUCACCGCAUCUUGAGCGUUGGCAGCGGUGCCGUGGGAUCCUCAGAUACUAACUUGUCGUCUGAAGCCAAACAACAGCUUGCCGUGGACUAUUUGAACACUUUGAGGUACGGUGGAGUCCACUAUAACGAAGCCAUUGAAGAAUUCUGCCAAAUUAGCGUGGGGAAGCUCGGAGGCAUGAAGUAG
Lachancea meyersii CBS 8951 is the source of this 459-nucleotide messenger RNA. Lineage: Eukaryota; Fungi; Ascomycota; Saccharomycetes; Saccharomycetales; Saccharomycetaceae. The record is from the annotation of a GenBank genome assembly.